CAGUCUGUAAUUCGCCGAGGCACCAGAAAGCCAUAAAACGAUUCCCCGCAGAGAUGUAAAGAAACGAAAUGAGCAAGAAAUGCGACAGAAUUUGUGGGUUUGGCACCUAGAGGCGAGGAGCCAAUGAGGAGCGAGGAGGCCAGGCGGCAUCAGUCGGGAGAGGAGCGCAGUGAACCUAAAGAACUGUAGAAAUUACAAUGUGCUCGCUAAUUUCGUGAUAUUAAUGUGUGGCAAGAUGGCAGAGGAACUUCUGUCCCUAAAGUGGAAUAACCACCAGGCCCAUUUUGUGGAUAUCCUUACAUUCCUGCGGGAACAGGAAAUUUUUGUGGAUGCCACUUUGGCCUGUGGUGGGAAGCUAUAUGCAGCACAUAAGUUUGUUCUCAGUACCUGUAGUGACUAUUUUAAACAGAUGUUUACUAAGAACCCUAGUAAACAUCCAAUAGUGUUUAUGAAAGAUGUGACAUCUCGUGAUCUCGAAGCUCUUUUGGACUUCAUGUACAAUGGUGAAGUGAAUGUUCCUCAGUCUAGUCUAGGAUCUCUUAUUAAAACUGCAGAAGGACUACAAAUAAAAGGUUUAGCAGUGCCUGAUGACCCUCCUGUUUCUAAAAGAGAACGGGAACGUGAUAGAGAGAAAAAAGAUAGUAAAACCCAACAUGAACACCACAGUCCCCCAGCUAAGAGAGCGAGACCUAGAGAAAGAUCGCCUCCACACUCCACUCCCUCCCAACCUCCAGCUUCCCUCCCACAAUCCUCGUAUACUUCGACAACACCUACAGUGCCCAGAUCUCGAUCCCCCCAGCCCCCUGCCCCUUCAGCUGGUGCUUCUCAAAUUGGUAUACCCCCUGUGGAAGCAACUCUAGAUGAGGACAGUAGAACAAGUGUACAGAGUGGUGUCAGUGGACUCAGUGAACAAAAUUCGAGCACAACACCUAGUCUAAGUUCUAAACAAGGCAGCAGUCAACCUGUGGGUAACACAGGAGACAAUGCGUCUCAAUUAGAUCAGUUGCCGCCAAGUCAUAGUGGAGAAGAGCCCUCGCCUGGGCCAUCUGGAAUCCACAAACCUCAACAGUCAAAAGAAGAGCCAGAAAUGGAAAUCAAGCAAGAAGAUGUGGUGGACCUUGGAGAAGAGGAUGAAGGGGACUGGGGUGUUGAAGGGGAUGGGGGAGGGGGUGACUCCUCAGUUGGGUCUGAAAACCAUCCCAAUUUCCCCGAAGUAAUGCUACCCCAUACAGAUGGUUCCAUGCCUCCCUCAGGAGAUCCAGCAAUGAGUGGUGGGGACUCUUUGCUCGGCACGAGGCGGGACUUGAAGAGAGACCCGGAUCUGGCUCCAGCAACUAUCCUGGGGCUUGACUCUCACUUGACCUCAAACUUCUUAAGGGUGGAUGCAGCGGCAGCAGCUGCAGGAGGCAUGUAUCACGCCCUGGUGGACGCUGCUACUGGAAGUCGUACAGAUAUUAUCAAGUCCCAGUUGUCCUUGAAUCCUAUGAGAGCUACAGUGAGGAGUGAUUUUAAAGCAUCACUGAAUCCCACUACCGCCAGUGUCACGGGAUUAGAUGACACAGUUGAACGCCCAUAUCCUUGCCAGUUUUGUGAUGCAAGAUUCAAGAAGAAACAGCACCUCCAGAAUCAUGAAAGGAUUCACACAGGGGAAAAAUAUGUGUGCACACUGUGUGGUCAGGCAUUCAGCAGAAUGCACAUCUUGAAACAUCACCUUGAGAAAAAACAUGCUGACCCACCUAACCCUGUUUAUCACCUUGACCAAUGAACAUACACAUUAAUUAUCAUUCCUUGCUCAACACACUCCAAAAUGAAUUUACUGAAGUGAAGUAUUAGGAACUCACUUAUUAGAUAUUGAAGAAUGUAAUGUAGGUCUUCAUCAGUCAGGAGAUAGUGCUUUUUAAUAUUUGUGAACACAAGAUUAUAUAUGUAUAUUUAAAAUUUGCUUUAAUGGUGAAAAGAUACAAAGAGAAGCAGCUUUCAGUAGUCAUUAUGCUAUUAAGAAUAGAACUUAACUUCUCAUACCUUGAAGUGAUAUAUUUAAAGAAUACUGCAAGAGUGUUCAGGAUUAUGAACUGUGUAUAUUGUGGUCUACUCCAAAUAAACUCUCAUUAUGUUCAUGUGGAUAUGAGAUCUUGUUUUCCCAUACAAAACACAAAAUAUGACAGUAUGUGAUGCAUGCAUGCAAAGAAAAACAACAAUAUGUGAUAUACAUACACAAAAAUUACAUUGUGAUACAUAUGCAUAUUAAAAAAAAUAUAGAUACAGUUACAUUCACACAUGCAUGAAGAUGCAUGUUCAUAAGUUUUAUGUGCAAAGACAGUCUCCAUUGACAUGAUGUCUAUAAAUGCAAAAGUAAUAUUCAUGCUAGAGCCACUUUUCUUUUGCACAUCUUCCCAAAUAGGCUGCAAGGCAGAUGCACUCUCUCUCUCUCUCUCUCUCUCUCUCUCUCUCUCUCUCUCUCUCUCUCUCUCUCUCUCUCUCUCUCUCUCUCUCUCUCACACACACACACACACACACACACACACACACACACACACACACACACACA
Molecule: messenger RNA, 2548 nt
Organism: Penaeus indicus
Lineage: Eukaryota; Metazoa; Arthropoda; Malacostraca; Decapoda; Penaeidae
Product: zinc finger protein 768-like
Exons: 5
Coding region: 224-1765 (513 amino acids)
Biological process (GO): regulation of transcription by RNA polymerase II
Cellular component (GO): nucleus
Molecular function (GO): protein binding
Source: RefSeq, a predicted model, not a curated record